AUGAUUACAUUUGAAUUGCAUAAUAAGACUGUCGGAUGGAUUGCUUUUGGCAUAAGUGCAGGCGGCGGCAUGAAAGGAGCUGAUAUAGCAGUUGAAUGGGUCGACUCUUCUGGUAAAGUCUAUCUUCAGGAUCGAUUUGCACUCGAUAAAAUAAAACCAGAAAUGGACAACACAACUCAAGAUUGGAUUGUUCUUCAAGGUCAAGAACAAAAUGGAUAG
Messenger RNA from Adineta steineri, 219 nucleotides. The record is from the annotation of a GenBank genome assembly. Lineage: Eukaryota; Metazoa; Rotifera; Eurotatoria; Adinetida; Adinetidae.